AAUUAUUCUCUUAUUCCUUUUGCGGACGGUUAUUAUUUGUGCCUUUUUGUUUAAUAAAUUUGCUAAAAGCUUAAUUUCCUAUACUUUUCUGAUUACAUAACUCGAACAAACGACACCGUUUGCUACUCAAUCGUCUUCAAGUUUCAAUUUUCCUCACAGAAAUUUGAGUUAGUUCUGUAAUGGCGGAGAAGCCCCAACCAGUAGAGGUUCUAUAUUGUGGAGUUUGCGGGUUACCCGCUGAGUACUGUGAAUUCGGAUCCGAAUUUGAGAAAUGCAAACCCUGGUUGAUCCAAAAUGCACCCGAUCUCUAUCCGGAUCUCCUUAAAGACGCAAAUGGAAAAGAUGCUGAUAAAGUCUCUGAUCAACUCCAGUCGACUUCAAUCUCAGAAGGUUCUUCAACAUCCAAGCAAGAAGAAGUCAAGCGUCUUCCUGGUGGAAAGAUAAAAAAGAAAGUAAGAAGUUCCAACCAUUUUUCUUUUUGUCUAAUGUAUAUUAAUCCCUCUUCAAAAAAUGGUAUGGCUCUAUGCCAUCCAUGUGAUAUUAUAAGCACUGAGCAAAUUCAGUUCAGUGAUGCUCUUGUAAUCCUUUGAGUUCCUGUGCCCGUAAAACUUUUCAUUGUUGCUCCAUGUAAGCUAACCUCUUUAGGUUUUAGUUUGAGCAACAUAUAAUGAUAUUGGACCAGUCUAACUAAAUUUCACCUUUUCUCAUUGCGCUAUUUAGUUGCAAAGCUUGCUUUAAUCCUCUAUUUUCAAAUUUGGAUGGAUGUUACUGCCUCUAACCCAUUUUGUGUGACAGAAUUUUCUAUUUAACUGUCAUUUUUCUCUUUGAAAACUAUUUAAUCUUAACAUCCCCAUCUUACCCUUGAUGCCAUGGCUUGUUAGGACUAUCUUGAUGUAGAACUUCAUCUUUACAAGGACAGAACAAAUGAAAAGACACGUGGAACUCUCACCAUCACUCUUUUUUUUUUAUUUUGAGAAAUUUUUAGCUUACAUGUCAAAAGUCUCCUUUAAUUUCUUAAACUCCAUGCCCAGUCAAACACCUUACAUAAAAUGGGACAAAAGGAGUAUUUCACCUAGUUGAACUUGCUUGAAGCUGUAAUGUUUCGGAAAGGGUUUUCCCUGCAAUACGAAUAUGCAAGCUUGCUUAGUAGUUUCUCCUUGGCAAAAGAGGCAGUAAACAGAAACUACAAAAAUAAAAAAGCGUAAUCCAUUAAUUUUGCCAGCUAGCCUUCUCAAAAAGACAGAAGAAGGUAAUUUUACCAACCAGGGGAAAAAAUCAUUGGAUUGGUCCUAACUUCUAACUUGCAAUGUCUUUUGUCUUUGAGAAUUUUACAUUGUUGCAUUAAUCAAUUUCAGUUGAAGGUCCUAUGUUUAGUAUCUUAUUGCAUUGAUGAAUCUCAAAUGCCUGAUGUGAAAUGAUUGAAAUAAUUAGACUAACUCUUUUAAUCUCCUUUGUUCUGCAAAUCACGGGUUUGCUCCUUUGGACCAAUGUAAUUAAAUCUGACCUAGACGAAUCUGGGAGGUUGUCGUAUGGCCUGUUUUCUGCAACCCUUUCUGUUAAGAUGCUUGCAGUUCAUAUCUGGUUUCAGGAUUGUGGACACAAUAUAGAUAUUGCAAAGAAAAUUGCUUUGUGAGGCUGUGGAGGAAAUAAAGGUUUCUUAUUGUGGAAAAAAAGCAAAUGGUCCAUGACCUUGAGAAUGAUCAUCCUUCAUAGGAUGUCUAUUUGGAGGAACUCUAUAAAAUGGUUCUUCAAAGAAAAUUCUAUGUCAGACACUUUAGAACAACUAGGGAAACUCACUAAAAUGUAUUUGGAAAGUUGUCUAGUGAAUUUGGUUGAAAUGACUCCAUCUUAUUGGGUUAAACUGAGCAUGAAACUCCCAGGUCAUUUAGCAGGAACUAGUUUCCAUUCUGGCAUGGCAAAACAGCGAGUGAGGCAUGUCUACUAGCACAUUUCAACUACCAAUUGUUCCUUUAUGUUAUUAGCUAUUAUACAAAUCUGGUGCAUUCUUCUUCUCUUUCCCUCUCUCUCCGUCAGGAGAUCCGGCCUAGCAAUGACAACUGAAACUAUCACCUUGCCUAAUGCUAACCUUAGUCCUCACUAUAUUUGAGAAACUUCCUAUGAAAUGUCUGAUUCUCUCAUUUUCAGGCAAUAUGGAGUUUUAUUCAUUGGUUCAGCU
Messenger RNA from Nicotiana attenuata, 2176 nucleotides. Its product is annotated as translation machinery-associated protein 22-like. Gene Ontology annotation, molecular function: mRNA binding. The transcript has 3 exons. NCBI's taxonomy places the organism in Eukaryota, Viridiplantae, Streptophyta, Magnoliopsida, Solanales, Solanaceae. Bases 180 to 590 code for a protein of 136 amino acids. The record is from RefSeq and is a predicted model, not a curated record. Gene Ontology annotation, biological process: translation reinitiation; formation of translation preinitiation complex.